Leptopilina heterotoma is the source of this 3032-nucleotide messenger RNA. RefSeq lists its product as uncharacterized. Bases 310 to 2625 code for a protein of 771 amino acids. The transcript is spliced from 8 exons. The record is from RefSeq and is a predicted model, not a curated record. NCBI's taxonomy places the organism in Eukaryota, Metazoa, Arthropoda, Insecta, Hymenoptera, Figitidae.
UAUUUUUUUCUAUUUAAAUUCGACAUUAUUAUCACUUUAAUAAGUUUUACUCGUUUUACUAUAUUUAUUCCAACUAAAUUAAGAAUAAACUUUUUAAUAAUAUUAAGGUUAGAAAAAUUCUAAUAUUAACCCUGGUGACCCGGGUUUUUUUAAUUAACACUACGUUACAUAUAUUUCUGACAAUAAGAAAAUGCUCCUCCGUUAAAAUAGUCACUUGAAAAAAACUUAGUUUUUUCAAAAUCAAAUCAAACUAAACACAUUUUCCCGUUUUAUGUUCUCGAGGCACGAUUGAAAAAAUAAUGUAACACUAUGAAUAAUUCAGAUGAAGAUGAAUAUUUUACAUGGCUUGAUAAAUUCGCCUCUCUUUUAAAAGGAGUUACUGAAAAUAUAAAUAAUGAUGCUUCAUUUGGUCAUCUUCUCAAUGUUUAUGAAGAGAUCAUUUCUAGAGAAUAUUCCACGUGCUUUCAUGAUAAAGUUAAAGCAGUUAUGUUGAAAAAUCAUAUCAAGAAGACUUUAAAUUUCUUCCAUUUUUAUUGGCGAAACUAUAAAGAGACAGUCAGCGAUCGUUAUUUGUAUUUAAAUAAAAUGACUGAUAUACUUAAAGUAUACUUAGAUCUACAAGUUGAAAUAAAUUGCAAACUUGUUAAUUCUUCUGAUAUCAUCACCGCUCUAUGUCUCUAUUUAGAUAACUCAGAGGAGCAUAUUUUCAAAAUUCUACUAAAGGGCAAAUAUGAGACGGAAGAAUUAAAGAAACUUUAUUGUCCUAUAUUCGCAAAAUUCCUGUCGAAUUUCGAAAAUACCGAAGAGUCAAUAAAAGAUUUUACCUACAUCCGAUAUUUACUGGCAUUUAAAUUAUGGGAAAGAAUUGUUGACAAUUCAGAUGAGCAGUUAAAAAUUAAAAACAUGGCCCAACAAAAGUUGGGCUUUCUAAUGCCACAAAUGGAUUUGGAAUUAUUGAACAUUAUUUCAAAAUCUCCAAAUGGACACAUGAAUGCCACAUGGUGGCUAAUGAAGUACAGUUUGGUUGGUUUGCAAAAGAUAUGCAAUGACUUUUUGGAACUCGAGGAGAAAAUUCAUUCAUUUUGUGAUGUCGAAAAGUUUGACGUGAAAAAUUCCCUCGAAGAAAAAUUAUCACCAGUGAAGAAAAAAAUGAAACGUACAGUGCCAAAAUUAAAAAAGAAUCAAUUACUAUUAAUUGAUUUAACAAAUGAUAAUGAUGAAAUAAAAGAAAUUAUCACCAAUAAAGAAAAGCCAAUAAAAAGAUCAAUAUGCAUUGAUUUAACAAGUGAUAAUGUCGAUUUAAAGGAAAUUACAAAGAAGCAAAGGCUAAUAAAGAGACCGCAGUGGUUGAAUGAAAUCAAAAUACAAAAGACAAAUUUAAAGAAUAAAUCCAAAAAAUCACAAUCAAUCACAAAGCGGAUAAAGAUAUCAGAGAAAGAUACAAGUAGUAAUGAAAAUUGCGAAAUGAUUGACGAUAAUAAUAGUGAGAAUAUUCACCAAAAAUCUGAUGUUACCUUCAAUAAUUCUAAUGAAAUUAAUUCAGAUCUUGUUAAUGCGAGCACGAUCUUAAUUAACGAUAGUUAUAAUGAAAAAUCUAGUGAUUCCCAUCAUGAUGUUGUUGACAGUAGUACAACAUUUGUAAAUUCAGUCUGUGAUCAUUUUAAUUCUAGUGUACUUGUUCCUGAACUUGAAAAGAAUGAUUUUAACGAUUUUUGGAGAUCAACAACAUUCGAAGAUUAUCUCUCAGAAUCUACAUCGUGCAUUGAAACUGAUUCAUAUAAAACAUUCCAAGAAGAAAUUUCCAAUGAACAAUUUUUCGGCGAACCAUCAAAUCUAAUAAAUGAAAAUCAAUUAUUUGAAAAAAAUUUAUUAUUGAGAGAAAUUUUAAAUUAUUCCUCAAGUAAAUUUUUUCCUUCCGACGUGAAUUUUUUAAAGAAAACUGAAAAAAUUACUGAUAAAACAGAAAAUGAUAAAAAUAAUAUGAAUCAAGUUUCAAGUUCACUCAAAUUCUUUUAUUCCACAGAGCAGGAAAUAAAUCCCAAUCUUCUAAAGAACACAAAAGAGAGUGCAGAAUUUGUAGAAAUCGGUGACAAAAAUGAUAUGAAUGAAGUUUCAAGUUCGUUGAAUAAAUUCUUUUCUUCCAAUGAUCAAGGAAUAUGUUCAAAUCUUAAUCUAAAGAAAGCAGAAGAAUGUAAAGAAUUUGAGGAAAAUAAAAUUGACAUCGAUAAUAAAAAUGAUUUGAACGAAGUUUCAAGUUCGCCGGAUAAAUUUUUUUAUUCCACCGAUCAAGGAAUAAAUCCAAAUCUUCUUUUUUUGAAAAAAAUCGAAGAAUUAAAUGACAGUGAGAGAGAAUUUAUGGAAAAUAAAAUUGACAUCAGUGAAGAUUUUGAAGAAAAUGAAGAAUUUUUUGACAGUAACGAUAUGAAUGAGCAAAAUGAAGUUUCUAGUACAUCGUCAUCACAUUAUAAAAAGUCAUAUAUUCGGAGUUAUUUAAAAGAAGUAAAAUCAAAUAUUUCAUUUGAUUUGGAACAAUUUGUUCAGCAGUUACUACCGUUUAAGAAAAGAUAUCUUCAAGGAGGAAUUCAUGAAAAUGGUUUGAGUUUAUUCAACAAAGCGGAUCUCUGACAUCGAUUCAAAAGAAAUAUGAAGAAACAGUCACCUGUGUGGAAGAUCAAGUUUCAAAAUCAACAUCUCUUCUAAAUUUUACAUGAUUUUACUCAUUCACUUGAAAAUUGUAGAUGAGCAACAAAAUUCUCCACACUAUGAUCAACAUUCGUGAAGAAGGUAUAUUUUAUUUUCUAAUUCUCUGAAUGUACUUAAUAAGAACCAAAAUUUUUUUUUUUAAAGCUAAUUUAUUACGAUAUCGAAAUGUUAAACAAUCGAUAAAAUUCAGGAUUUGUAAAUUUCAUUUACAAAUCAAUAUUUUAAGCAUGUAUACGAGUCUUCAUCUUACAGGGAUUUUGUCAGAAUUUAUUUUACCAUUAUUGACAAAUAAUUUUUAAGACUGUUAUAAACUUUAAAUACUAUUUUAU